AUGGCUUUAGACUACCUGACCGCGACACCCGCAGCUAAUGAAGUGGUAGAGUGCACCAAAACCUGUGAACUCAUGGACCAGAUGUUGUCUUCCAUGUCCGAAUUCUGGGUCCCUUACAGCAGUUGGCUCGAAUGUAGAGAGCUUCAAAUCCAACCUGCUUUUUGGAACGUCACAUUGGCUCAGUGGACCUCGGCCUGGAACGCGCACAAAUUGGAGCGGCAGCAGGAUUUAUCAUCCUCGCCAACAGUAAUUGAGCGCGAAAUGGACGUGCCGCCUUCAGAACCGACUGUGCUUUCAAAGAACAGCUUGGACAUGAUUAAAGCGCAGUAUGGAGCUUGUAACCCAUAUGCGUGGUCCAUUCCCGAGACGCAGGCUACAAAGCAGACAGACAAUCAGGAGUCUGCAUUAGCCAGCGAGGAGCUGCCAGAAGCUGCACAGAUUACUGAAAUUUCUGAGCAUACCGAAGUACCGCCUAGAGCUCCUUCAUCUUCACUCGAGGCUAUCACGUGUUCGAAUCAAGAAACCUCGUUGGCCUCGUGUGCAACGGGUGUGCCAUCUUCAAGUCACGUGAAUGAUCACAACUCUUCAGCGUCCGACGAUCGACAUGCCCGCCUCUCAGUUGAACAGGAUUGCGAACAGCUACAUCGGCAACUGGAAGAUUACUCUUCUAUAUCCAUGGUAGUCGAAGCGGGUCACGCAGCACAGCGUAAGCGUGGUAGGAUGCCCACUGAGCCGUUAGAAGAUAUUGCCUGGCAUCCUGUCUCCGCGAUUUCUCAAGGUCAUACGCUUUUUAAGCAUACUGAGACCUUUAUAGUGAACCGUGUCCGGCGUUUCAGCAUUUCGAAUCAGGAAGAGAUCGUCGCGUACACUCCGUCUCCCAAGGCUGGAAUUGGUUCGCUGUUGAAGACUGCGGGCCGAAUAAUGCGCGGGAUACACCUUUAG
Didymosphaeria variabile is the source of this 942-nucleotide messenger RNA. RefSeq lists its product as uncharacterized. The coding region runs from base 1 to 942 and encodes 313 amino acids. The record is from RefSeq and is a predicted model, not a curated record. The transcript has a single exon. NCBI's taxonomy places the organism in Eukaryota, Fungi, Ascomycota, Dothideomycetes, Pleosporales, Didymosphaeriaceae.